GCUGAGAAUCACGUGACGUGACGUGUAACCAACAUGGUGGCGCUGUGCUGAGACCGAAACGGACACCGACCGACCCGACACCCUGGCUUUCGUUAGCUUUCAUCGUCACCUGCUCUUUGGCAGGGCCAGGCCGGUGAUGACGGCCUGAGAGAGGAUCGGUUACACGAUCGAGAGAUGCAGGAACAGCCACACGCGCCGCCGCAGCAGCACGCGCAGUCAGAAAACAGUAAAACCAAGAGCAUGUUUCUGUCCAGGGCGCUGGAGAAAAUCCUCGCUGAUAAGGAGGUGAAGAGGAGCCAGAACAGCCAGCUGCGGAAAGCCUGUCAGGUGGCGCUCGAUGAAAUCAAGGAGGAGCUGGAAAAACAAAAGGAUGGGACCGUGGUCCCACCCAGAGCCAACUACAUCGAGGCUGACAAAUACGUCCUGCCCUUCGAGCUGGCCUGCCAGUCAAAGUCUCCCCGGAUAGUUAGCACCUCGCUGGACUGUCUGCAGAAGCUGAUAGCGUACGGCCACAUCACGGGCAACGCCCCGGACGGCAAGACCCCGGGUAAAAGGCUGAUCGACCGGCUGGUGGAGACCAUCUGCGUCUGCUUCCAGGGCCCACAGACCGACGAAGGAGUCCAGCUACAGAUCAUCAAGGCCCUUCUGACGGCGGUGACCUCCCCGCACAUCGAGAUCCACGAGGGCACGGUGCUCCUCACCGUCCGGACCUGCUACAACAUCUACCUGGCCAGCCGCAACCUCAUCAACCAGACCACGGCCAAGGCCACGCUCACGCAGAUGCUCAACGUCAUCUUCACCCGCAUGGAGAGCCAGGCGGCCCUGGAGGCUCAGGAGCAGGAGAAGGAGCGGCUGCGUCUCCCCCAGCAGAACCCGUCCCCGGUCCCCGGUAACCGGUCGUCCGGCUCCCCCAAAUCUGACCGAACUCCUACGCCUGAUCCUCAGAGCUCCCCGUCCCCCGGAGAAAGUGCCUCAGACCUCACCGUGGACUCGACGCCCCCACCGGCAGCAGCAGCAGCUCCUCACCUGGACCAGGAUGCACCGGCAGUCAACGGAGAGCCUGAUGGAGAUUCGGUGUUUGAGGAUGAAGGUAUGGAGGUGCCUCCUUCAGCGGCUGACGACGAGAACAAACCAGAGAUCAGCUCAACGGGACCCGUGGUGGCAGACGGAGAACGUCCAGCUGAAACAGGUGGUGAAGGUCCAGUUCCUGUAGUUCCUGAGCAGAUGGACGCCGUUCCCCCCAGAGCUAGGACGGAAACUCCGCAGAUGAACGGCGUCAUCGAGGACCACUCCUCUGUCUCCUCCACAGACCUUCUGGAUGCCGAGUCUCUGCAGGGACCCCACAGCGCGGCUCGGUUCUCUCACAUCCUGCAGAAAGACGCCUUCCUGGUGUUCCGCUCUUUGUGCAAACUUUCUAUGAAACCUCUCGCUGAUGGACCUCCAGACCCAAAGUCCCACGAGUUGCGCUCUAAGAUCGUCUCCCUGCAGCUGCUGCUCUCCGUGCUGCAGGGCGCCGGGCCGGUGUUUCGCACCCACGAGAUGUUUGUGAACGCCAUCAAGCAGUAUCUGUGCGUAGCUUUGUCCAAAAAUGGCGUCUCCUCUGUGCCUGAGGUGUUUGAGCUCUCUCUGGCCAUCUUCCUGACGCUCCUCUCCCACUUCAAAGUCCACCUGAAGAUGCAGAUCGAGGUGUUUUUUCGGGAGAUUUUUUUGACCAUCUUGGAGACGUCGACCAGCUCCUUUGAACACAAGUGGAUGGUCAUCCAGGCACUGACGCGCAUCUGCGCAGAUGCCCAGUGCGUGGUUGACAUCUACGUCAACUACGACUGCGAUUUAAAUGCUGCCAACAUAUUUGAGCGUCUCGUCAACGAUUUGUCCAAAAUCGCCCAGGGAAGGAGUGGUCAGGAGCUCGGGAUGACGCCUCUGCAGGAGCUGAGCCUACGCAAAAAGGGUUUGGAGUGCUUGGUGUCCAUCCUCAAAUGCAUGGUGGAGUGGAGCAAAGACAUGUACGUGAAUCCUAACCUUCAAGCUAACCUGGGUCAGGAACAUCCAUCCGACUGCGAGGGAGGAGAGCUGAAGCUCCCGGAGCAGACGGCGGGGCGUCGAGACAGCAUCAGCUCGCUGGACUCCUCCUACUCCAGCGUCCCCGUGUCCCAGGCAGAUCACCCUGAGCAGUACGAGGUUAUCAAACAACAGAAGGAGAUCAUCGAGCACGGCAUCGAACUCUUCAACAAGAAGCCUAAGCGUGGUGUCCAGUACCUGCAGGACCAGGGCAUGCUGGGAUCCACAGCUGAGGACAUCGCCCAGUUCUUACACCAGGAGGACCGACUGGACACAACACAGGUGGGGGAGUUCCUCGGUGAGAAUAACAAGUUCAACAAAGAGGUGAUGUACUGCUACGUGGACCAGCUGGACUUCUGUGGUCGGGACUUUGUCUCUGCUCUGAGGACGUUCCUGGAGGGCUUCAGGCUGCCGGGGGAGGCCCAGAAGAUCGACCGGCUUAUGGAGAAGUUUGCUGCUCGGUACCUGGAGUGUAACCAGGGACAGACCUCGUUUGCGAGUGCGGACACCGCCUACGUGUUGGCGUACUCCAUCAUCAUGCUCACCACCGACCUGCACAGUCCUCAGGUGAAAAACAAAAUGACCAAGGAGCAGUACAUCAAGAUGAACCGCGGUAUCAACGACAGCAAAGACCUUCCCGAGGAGUACCUCUCUUCCAUAUACGAUGAGAUCGCAGGGAAGAAGAUCGCCAUGAAGGAGAGCAAAGAGUUUUCCAUCACUCCAAAGUCCACCAAGCAGAGCGUGGCCAGCGAGAAGCAGCGCCGCCUGCUCUACAACAUGGAGAUGGAGCAGAUGGCGAAAACCGCUAAAGCUCUAAUGGAGGCCGUGAGCCACGCUCAGGCGCCGUUCUUCAGCGCCACACAUCUGGAGCACGUCAGACCCAUGUUCAAGCUGGCAUGGACCCCGCUGCUUGCUGCCUUCAGCGUGGGUCUGCAGGACUGCGAUGACCCAGAUGUGGCCUCGCUGUGUCUGGAAGGCAUUCGAUGUGCCAUCAGAAUCGCCUGCAUCUUCAGCAUGCAGCUGGAGAGAGACGCAUACGUUCAAGCCUUGGCCAGGUUCACGCUGCUGACGGCCAGUUCCAGCAUCACAGAGAUGAAGCAGAAGAACAUCGACACCAUCAAGACCCUGAUCACCGUGGCCCACACAGAUGGGAACUACCUGGGCAACUCCUGGCAUGAGAUCCUGAGGUGUAUUAGUCAGCUGGAACUUGCCCAGCUGAUCGGUACAGGGGUGAAGACACGCUACAUCUCCGGGGUUGUUCGGGACAGGGAGGCCAGUAUCAGGGGUUUACCUCCUGGUACCGAGGAGUUCAUGCCUCUAGGUCUGGGAAACCUGGUUGGGAGUCAGGACAAGAGACAGAUGGCUCACAUUCAGGAGUCAGUUGGAGAAACCAGCUCUCAGAGUGUGGUGGUGGCUGUAGAUAGGAUCUUCACAGGCUCCACCAGACUAGACGGAAACGCCAUUGUGGACUUUGUUCGGUGGUUAUGCGCCGUGUCCAUGGACGAGCUGGCCUCGGCGCACCAGCCCAGGAUGUUCAGCCUGCAGAAGAUCGUGGAGAUAUCGUACUACAACAUGAACCGCAUCAGGCUGCAGUGGUCUCGAAUAUGGCAGGUUAUAGGAGAUCACUUCAACAAGGUGGGCUGCAACUCUAACGAGGACGUCGCCAUCUUUGCCGUGGACUCGCUGAGGCAGCUUUCCAUGAAGUUUUUGGAGAAAGGAGAACUGGCCAACUUCCGCUUCCAGAAGGACUUCCUCCGGCCUUUCGAGCACAUCAUGAAGAAGAACAGGUCCCCCACCAUCAGAGACAUGGUGAUCAGGUGUGUGGCUCAGAUGGUCAACUCCCAGGCGGCCAACAUCCGUUCUGGUUGGAAGAACAUCUUCUCCGUGUUUCAUCAAGCUGCCGCCGACCACGAUGAGACUAUAGUGGAGCUGGCGUUCCAGACGACCGGGCACAUCGUCGUGAACACGUUCAAGGAGCACUUUGCAGCUGCCAUCGACUCGUUUCAGGAUGCCGUGAAGUGUUUGUCAGAGUUUGUGUGCAACGCGGCGUUUCCUGACACCAGCAUGGAGGCCAUCAGACUCAUCCGGCACUGUGCUAAAUACGUCUCCGAGCGGCCGCAGGCCCUGAGGGAGUACACCAGCGAUGACAUGAAUGUCGCCCCUGGCGAUCGGGUCUGGGUCCGCGGCUGGUUCCCCAUCCUGUUCGAGCUCUCGUGCAUCAUCAACCGAUGCAAGCUCGAUGUUCGGACCAGAGGUCUAACUGUGAUGUUUGAGAUCAUGAAAAGUUACGGCCACACCUUUGAGAAGCACUGGUGGCACGACCUCUUCAGAAUCGUCUUUCGCAUCUUCGACAACAUGAAGCUCCCGGAACAGCAGACCGAGAAAACCGAGUGGAUGACGACGACGUGUAACCACGCCCUGUACGCCAUCUGCGACGUGUUCACGCAGUUUUACGAGCCGCUCAGCGAGAUCCUGCUGGAGGACAUUUUUACUCAGCUGCAGUGGUGCGUCAAGCAAGAUAACGAGCAGCUGGCCCGGUCGGGAACUAACUGUCUGGAGAACCUGGUGAUCCUGAACGGGGAGAAGUUCAGCCCAGAAGUCUGGAACGUCACCUGCUCGUGCAUGCUGGAGAUUUUCCAAAACACCAGCCCUCACGUGUUGUUGACUUGGCGACCGGCUGGACAAGACGAGGAAGCUGCAGACGGGAAGCACUUUGAUGCAGAUUUCGACAGUCAGUCUCAGAGCAGCUACGACAGAGCUCUGUCCGAGAGAGGACACAGCCAGAUGUCCAGCGACGACACCUGGAAGGGCAGAUCCAACGCCAGAGUCUCAGACCAGAGGCUGUUUGCAGGGCUGCUGAUUAAAUGUGUCGUGCAGCUCGAGCUCAUCCAGACUGUAGACAACAUCGUCUUCUUCCCAGCAACCAGCAAGAAGGAGGAUGCUGAAAACAUGGCUGCAGCGCAGAGAGAUGCUCUGGAGGAGUCGGAGGCUGACUGGGAGGAUUCCAGACCGGAUCAGGGCAUGUACCGACACAUGACCUCAGCUCACCUCUUCAAGCUGCUGGACUGUCUGCUGGAGUCGCACAACUUUGCCAAGGACUUCAACUCCAACAACGAGCAGAGGACGGCUCUCUGGAGGGCGGGCUUUAAGGGGAAAUCGAAGCCCAACUUGUUGAAGCAGGAAACCAGCAGCCUCGCCUGCAGCCUCAGGAUCUUGUUUAAGAUGUACUCCGACCUGAAGCUGCAGGACUCGUGGCCCGACAUCCAAACACGCCUGCUGCUAGUGUGUACCGAAGCUCUGAGCUACUUCAUCAGUCUGACCUCAGAGAGCCACCGAGAGGCGUGGAACAGCCUGCUGAUGCUGCUGCUCACCAGAACACUACGGCUGCCCGACGGCAAGUUUAAGCCCCAUGCUUCCUGUUACUACCCCCACCUGUGUGAAAUGAUGCAGUUCGACCUGAUCCCGGAGCUGCGGGCCGUCCUCCGGCGCUUCUUCCUGCGCAUCGGCUCCGUCUUCCAGAUCGCCGCUCCUGAGGGGGCGCCCACCCGGACUCCCUCCUCCUAGGCAGAAUCCAGGUGAUGCUGUGGAUCCGUAGAGAGGAAACCUGAAGGUGGACCUGAUACUUGAGAAUCUUUCCUCCCUUCUGCUGGUCCGGAUCCGAGACGGAGACAAAGUCCGGAGGAGGUUGUGGGUCUUGGUUCAGGACUUGGCAUCUUCUCUCGGGGGUGAACAGCUCUGUGACCGGCGCUUCCUGCUGACUGUCGUCUUUCAUCCUACAGCGACCAGAACAAGAAGGAAAAACGACUCUAAUAUAAUUUAUUGUUGCAGAUCCUGUUGCCCCACUUUUCUUUUCCGCUCUAAAAACAAAUGAAGCCUUCGGUCCGAUUGGCUUUUUGCCAACUGUGCCUGUUAGCAACGGAUGAUUCUCCACGUGACCGUCGCAUCUGUAUGAGCCUGACUGAAGCUGCAGGCGACGCGUCAACGAUCACCCCGGCUCAUCCUGUCCUCUCUCACGCGCCCCAGUGAAUUUUUACUUAUUCGUUGUUUCUCGUUUGCAGUAAUUUGAUUAUUUCCCCACUAAAAUCACUUAUUUACAUCAAAGAGUUUUACUGGUGAAAAAAAUGGCUGCUUCCUCCCUCCAGAUCUCCCAUCGAUUGGCUCCAUCAGAACCAUUAUUCUCUCUUUUGCACACCCGUUAGUGACGUUUUGCUCUCAUUAACCAUGACUAGGAUAGCCUGUCAGUGUUGGCUCUCUGUAGUGAUAGUUUCACACCAACAGGAUGAAUAUCUGCAUCCCUCUGGAACGUUUUUCAUGCCUUUUUGUUCUUCGAUGAAGGAUGUAAGUAAUUAUUGAAAGUGCAUUUAAAUAUUUUUUGAAAAGCAUUCCUUUCCUCGCCACUAUGGAUGUCUACUUUUCUCCCCUGAAGUCGGGGAAAACUAUAAAUAUAUAUAUAUUAUAAAUGAAAAAGUACAGACUGUAAAGUUUUCCAUGUAAGAUACAUAAAACUGAAAGUGCUCUACAGUUCUAUACAUAAUAUUGUGAUGUAAUCUUCCAGGUAUUUGGUGAAGUAAUCAAUAAACCUGAAUUCUGGUCUGUUCCACUUA
Molecule: messenger RNA, 6662 nt
Organism: Nothobranchius furzeri (turquoise killifish)
Lineage: Eukaryota; Metazoa; Chordata; Actinopteri; Cyprinodontiformes; Nothobranchiidae
Gene: arfgef2
Product: ADP-ribosylation factor guanine nucleotide-exchange factor 2 (brefeldin A-inhibited)
Biological process (GO): regulation of ARF protein signal transduction
Molecular function (GO): guanyl-nucleotide exchange factor activity
Source: RefSeq, a predicted model, not a curated record